UCCGAACCUCCAGCUCCUCUGAUUACAGCCCGGUGACACGCGGCCCGCGUCACGUGACCUGCAGACAAUAGGCCGCCAUUAGCGCGGGAAACAGAUCAGAGGUUAGAGGUCAUCGGAAGCCGAGGGGCGUGCUCUGUGAGGGCGGGGCGUGGCUAAGGAGCGGGCGGUAUAAGAGCGGCUCCCGGCGCGGGGGAUACGAUCUGCCAUCUUCUCCCCUCACUCUCAGCAGGCGGCCCUCCAGUCAGUGAAUAGCGGCAACAUGACCGACGAGGCAACGGCGCUGCCGGAAGAGAAGAUGGAAGAAGUUCCUGCUCCUUCAACAUCUGCAGAACAAGUUGAUGGGGCUGACGUGGAUGCAGAAGCCAAGAGGCUGAUGGCUGUGGGUAGCCGAGACCUGGUCAUGAAGGACAUCCGCUCUGCCGUCAACGCCUUCCAGGAAGCCAGCAGUCUUCUGGGGAAGAAAUACGGGGAGACGGCCGACCAGUGUGCAGAUGCCUUCUACUACUAUGGGAUGGCUCUCCUGGAGCUUGCACGAAUGGAGAACAAUGUCCUGGGUAACGCUCUGGAGGGAGUGCCAGAAGAGGAAGAUGAAGAGUCUGAUAAGGACCCCAAUAUCCCCAGUGCCUCCAACCUCAAUGAGAAAGAAAGGGAUGAGUUAAGAGAGCAGGUAUAUGAUGCCAUGGCCGAAAAGGAUGAGAAUGGGGACUCCAAAGAGGCAAAGGCUGAGGAAGAGAAGGCAGAAGAGAUGGAGUGUGAGACAUCCUCUGAUGCUGCAGAGGUGAAAGACAAGGCUGAAGGAGAAUCUGCAGAAGUGGAAAAAGCCACUGGAGCAGAAGGCAAACCAGAGUCCUCGUCUGAAGCUGCGGGUGAAAAGGAGAGCAAGACUGAAGCUGCGGGUGAAAAGAAGGAGAGCAAGACUGAAGCUGUGGGUGAAAAGGAGAGCAAGACUGAAGCUGCGGGUGAAAAGGAGAGCAAGACUGAAGCUGUGGGUGAAAAGGAAAGCAAGACUGAAGCUGCGGGUGAAAAGGAAAGCAAGACUGAAGCUGUGGGUGAAAAGGAAAGCAAGACUGAAGCUGUGGGUGAAAAGGAAAGCAAGACUGAAGCUGUGGGUGAAAAGGAAAGCAAGACUGAAGCUGUGGGUGAAAAGGAAAGCAAGACUGAAGCUGUGGGUGAAAAGGAAAGCAAGACUGAAGCUGUGGGUGAAAAGGAAAGCAAGACUGAAGCUGCGAGUGAAAAGAAGGAAAGCAAGACUGAAGCUGUGGGUGAAAAGAAGGAAAGCAAGACUGAAGCUGUGAGUGAAAAGAAGGAAAGCAAGACUGAAGCUGUGAGUGAAAAGAAGGAAAGCAAGACUGAAGCUGUGAGUGAAAAGAAGGAAAGCAAGACUGAAGCUGCGAGUGAAAAGGAAAGCAAGACUGAAGCUGCGGGUGAAAAGAAGGAAAGCAAGACUGAAGCUGCGAGUGAAAAGAAGGAAAGCAAGACUGAAGCUGCGAGUGAAAAGAAGGAAAGCAAGACUGAAGCUGCGGGUGAAAAGGAGGGCAAGUGUGAGGCUGAAGCCGUAGGUAAAAAGGGCAAGACUGAAGCUGCAGAGAAGAACAAAACCAAUGAGGGGGAGGCCGACUCUACACAAGGACCUGAAGAGAAGCCUGAAGGAAUGGAGGACUCUGAAGCUGCUGCCAAACCUGAGGAAACCACUGCAGAAGAGGAAGACAAAACUGAAGGUGAUGAGGCAGAGCCAAUGGAAGGGGAAGAAGGAAACGGAGAGGAAGGAUCAGAAUCUGAUGAGAAUGAAGAGGCAGAGGAGAAGGAAAAUGAGGAGGAAGAAGUCGGCAACCUGCAGCUGGCCUGGGAGAUGCUGGACCUGUCGAAGAUCAUAUUUAAGAGGCAUCCGGACAAGGCCUCUCAGCUGAAGGCAGCUCAGGCUCAUCUGAAGCUGGGAGAAGUCAGCAUAGAGUCCGAGAACUACACCCAGGCAGUGGAAGACUUCCUGGCAUGUCUGACCAUCCAGAAGGAGCAUCUAGAAGAGCAUGACCGGCUGCUGGCGGAGACACACUACCAGCUGGGCCUCGCCUAUCAGUACAGCUGCAAACAUGAGGAUGCCAUCUCUCACUUCACACAGUCCAUAGAUACAAUAGAGAAGAGACUAGCCGUCCUCACAGAACUGGAGAAGGCUUCAGAGGAGUCCAAGGAAGAGACCCAGAAGGAGAUGGAUGAACUGAAGGGUCUACUGCCUGAUAUCAAGGAGAAGAUUGAAGACUCCAAAGAAGCACAGAAAACUGCAGAAGACACAGACAAGGCACUAAAAGAGACCCUGGGUGAAACUUCCUCUGGAUUUCCAAAAGAGAACGGCGGCACUUCUUCUUCUUCUACAUCAGCUGCCGCAGCGGAGAAGAGCGGGGACUGCACUGUACCAGCAACCAACUGUGUGUCUGACAUCUCUCAUCUAGUACGGAAGAAGGUAAAUAGGAAACCGGAGGAGGAAAGUCCCCUGAAAGACGCCAAGAAGCCCAAGCCAGAGCCUGUUGAGAAUGGGUCUGGGAGCGGUGACGCUGUGGUGCCCACAAAUGAGAAGGCAGAGGCCGAGAACGAGACUCCCAUGGAGACAGCCGCAGUGGAGAGCACUGCAUGAUGACUACCUCACCACAGACUCUGUACAUAUUUUUCCACUUUUGAUUUUGAGCAUCUUUUUGUAAAACAAAAUAAAGAAUGGAAUAAAAACCUUUUUUUUGUA
Molecule: messenger RNA, 2728 nt
Organism: Bufo bufo (common toad)
Lineage: Eukaryota; Metazoa; Chordata; Amphibia; Anura; Bufonidae
Gene: NASP
Product: nuclear autoantigenic sperm protein
Exons: 15
Coding region: 260-2626 (788 amino acids)
Biological process (GO): DNA replication-dependent chromatin assembly; CENP-A containing chromatin assembly
Cellular component (GO): nucleoplasm
Molecular function (GO): histone binding
Source: RefSeq, a predicted model, not a curated record